AAAAUCUGACAAAAUUCUCUUUUCCCAAGAGAGCACAUGGAGACAUACAAGGAAACCAGCCCAGCCGCAGUAGAGGAAUUAGUAAAGGACACAGAUACCACGAUAGAAAGCUUUGGCCAGUCUCUAUUGGAACAUCUCAAGGGGGAGACAGAGCUCCACUUUAGGAAACUAAUGACAAAGAAGUGGCUGUCCAGCAGCGACGAUUUCCAGAAGAUAGUGGAAAGAAUUGAGGAUCUCUCUCAGCACUGUCGCAGGAUGAAAAAGCCGUACCUUCAGAGUUUUGUGAAUGAUGUCCACUACCACAUGACAAAAGCGUACGUAGCGCAGGUCUUGAAGAAUGAGUAUUCCUGCAAGAACAGAAGGCACGAAAAGGCAGCAGAGAAGAUGAGGGGGGAGUGGGAGGAGCUGCAGAAGGAGUUUGAUAACUUGGGAACGACUUGUGAUUGGCUCCGCCCACUGGGCCAACACCUUUGUGACAUCAUUGGGAUGAAGAAUAAGAGUGACAUCAAGGACCGCUUGGAACUGCUGGUCACAGACUAUCCUGACGUCAGCAGGAAACACGUCUCUGCCAUUCUUUUCUUCCGGGGGCUGACGGGAGGGCAGGAGAGGCAGGCCAUUCUGCAGCGCCUGGAAGAGCUGAAGCACACUACGGGCAGCAGGGGGACGAGAAACCGCCAGUUCUUCAGCCAGAUCAACGUGCCCAGCGUAAAAUGCUGGCCUCCGCUCUACUAUACUUGUCUGCCUGUUAGAUAAGGUCAGCUCAGGCCUGGUUUGGUUUCUGUUUCUUUUUCAGAUCUGAGAAAAAAAUAUAUAUAUAAAAACUUAAAGUACAGUAUGUUGCAGGGGAAAAGAAAAAGUGAAUGAUUUUCCCUAAAACCCGGGAUAUCCAACCCUGGUACUAGAGAGCCCCAAUCCAGUAGGUUUUGUAGGGAAUUUUAAAAAAGUCACCAAUUUCUGAAGAUGUGGAACAAUUCCAUUGUGAUUAAUUAAACUGAUAUUUUGUUCAAUUAAGUCAUUUAUGGAACAUUUAGGGUUAAAUUCCAAGUAGUCCUCAGCCCUCACAGUUCAGACUUCUUUUGAUUUACCAUAGCUCUUGCUUGAUUCAUCAAUGGCUUACAGGUGUUGCCAAUCUUUAAAAACAGGACUGGGUUCUCCGGGACCACACCUUAGUCCCCUGUAUUAACCCCCCUUGUGCCACCCCCUCCCUAACGAGCUCUAAUUGUAGUGCUACUGUAAUGAGUUGCUAUCCUUGUCCCUGUAGAAGAUGCAGCAAAUCAUUUCCAGGCUAAAUUGUGCGACGGAAACAGUCUGUUGCAUCACAAAGCACUGCUCUUUAUUUGGGGAAAAGAAAGGACAGCGACGCUGGCUGUGUGGUGAAUUCCUAAUGAGUCAGAACACCGAGCUCCUCUGUCUGGUUAACCGGAAUCUGAAAAUACAAAGGUACUCUAAACCAGAGGGCUGUUAUCCUGCAACACUUUCUUUUCAGUCUCAGUUUAAGGCUGUGUUACACAUCGGCAAUAAAGUCACUAAUAAGCUGUCGGUACGGAAUGUAUCAUGAUCGUUAUCCAUUCAUGGGAGUCUGUUUUGUUAAUGGAGAACCUUUAAUGUUAGCAAUGUGUUCAUUCAAUUAAUAAACACUUGAUAGGAACCUUUUCUAA
Lepisosteus oculatus (spotted gar) is the source of this 1658-nucleotide messenger RNA. The record is from RefSeq and is a predicted model, not a curated record. NCBI's taxonomy places the organism in Eukaryota, Metazoa, Chordata, Actinopteri, Semionotiformes, Lepisosteidae.